AUGUUAAUUGUAUUUUACCAACAGACUGGAUUGAUAGCGAAGCAGCAGAUGGCGUUGAGGGAUAGUUUCGAAACUCAUAUAGUUGGUUCUCUUUUGGAGGUGAAAAAAUGGGGGGUAUUUGAAUGGGGUUGCGUAAUGGUGCGCUUAAUUAUUCUGGGGGUUUAUAUCGUAGUACAUUCCGCUGUCUCUGUAAUAGCUUGGUCUCUGAAUUUUUAUCUAGAGAGUCCAGUAACAGGAGUGGUGCUUAAGCUUAAUGAGCUAUUAUGGGGUUGCAUACCAGUGCUAGGCAGAUACGGAAUAAGGAUUUUUCCUCGAGUCAUUUCCGAAAUCAAGCACAAAUGGAUACCUAGACUGAGCAAACUAUCACAACUGAUUCAGGUGUGCUUUCAAGUACAUCUGGUUGAAAUGACCUUAAAAGAUAAGAAGAACGUCCAGAUUUUUUUGACUGCUGAAAGCGACAGUUUAGAAUUAUAUGACAACGACGGACAACUAGUGACAACAUUGCUGCUAGCAAAUCACAGAUCGAUCAAUGACUAUAUGUUGAUUAAUUAUUUGAUCCAGAAUUGCAGUAAAUAUCCCCCAGGUGAAAGAAAAAUGAGAAACAUCGUAAGAAAGUUUUGGCAAGACGAUGUGCUAUUGAUCCCUCCUUUGAAUUUCAUAACAUGGGGCAAAAUUGUGAAUUUCCCACAACUGUCGCUCAUGAAGAAUAUACUAAUGCUUGACGAGAAUGCAUUCGUGGUACCGAUCAAGAUAAAGGAUCAUCUCACCGACACGGGUAAUCAGGUUCUGGCAGUCUUUCCAGAAGUUAAUAUCAUGACAACAGAGCUGAGUAUUAUUCAAAGAAAAUUGUGUGAAGAUUAUCCGUUCAUGGCCAAGUUUUACAACGUUCUCUAUCCAAGAUUCAAGAGUUUUAUCAGCACUAUUAGAUGCUUCGCUCACAUCAAGCAUAUCAAGCUCAAUGACAACGCCAAAAUAUUCACGAAUGUACGCAUUAUUUUCAAUAAUGGAGUGAGUAAAUUCAUCUCAAAGGCUGCUGCACAUUCCCAGAGCACAGUGGAUAAACAAAAUGCUCAGGCCUCCAUGAUUGUAGGCUUACCACCGAUGAGUGAUUACGAGGAUAUACCUGAAAUUGAAGAUGAUAAUGAAAACGAAGCAACAGUACCCGUAAAAAUAAAUCAACAUUUUUUUGACCUAACCAUUGUUUACUACAAGCCUAAGUUUACGAAAGCGGCGCAUGAUCACAUUAAUGGGCAACUUGGCAUACAUGAGGGCUAUCAACUAGAGCAAGUCAAUCCUUCAGUGUUUGAGAUGUUGCAACCGGAUAGAGAUCUGAAUAAAUAUGACGAAAAUUACAAGCGCAGUAGACCACCUCUUAUAAUUAUGAUUCACAUUAAGAAGCAUGAACUCGCUCCCCUUCUACCAGCAAAAGGUCGUAAUUUAGAGAAAUGGCUCGAGAAUAAAUGGUAUGAAAAAGACAAAUUGAUUGAUUCUAUAGAAGACGGUAUUAGGGUUAGAUAA
This is a messenger RNA of Torulaspora globosa, 1518 nucleotides long. RefSeq names its product Mum3p (gene MUM3). Bases 1 to 1518 code for a protein of 505 amino acids. The record is from RefSeq and is a predicted model, not a curated record. Gene Ontology annotation, molecular function: acyltransferase activity. Lineage: Eukaryota; Fungi; Ascomycota; Saccharomycetes; Saccharomycetales; Saccharomycetaceae. The transcript has a single exon. Gene Ontology annotation, cellular component: endomembrane system.